Sander lucioperca (pikeperch) is the source of this 6423-nucleotide messenger RNA. It is a transcript of the gene eif2ak3, whose product is annotated as eukaryotic translation initiation factor 2-alpha kinase 3. The coding region runs from base 301 to 3603 and encodes 1100 amino acids. The record is from RefSeq and is a predicted model, not a curated record. NCBI's taxonomy places the organism in Eukaryota, Metazoa, Chordata, Actinopteri, Perciformes, Percidae. The transcript has 18 exons. Gene Ontology annotation, molecular function: ATP binding; protein binding; protein kinase activity. Gene Ontology annotation, biological process: protein phosphorylation.
CGCAAUGAGAGACGGUUACAUUAAUUUUUAACGAAUGUAGAGAUUUUACUGUCCAAUCCUAGUGUAGAAACAAGGCGGGACUUAGCGUUACCAAGGCAAGUCUUGUGUGAAGUAUAAAGGGAAUAACAUGGUGUCCCAGUGGCUGUUUAUGUUUACUUAAAGAACAGAAGGGCGUUUUGCAAGACACAACGGAGUUUUCUUUGUAGUUACAGUUUUUUUGCACUUUAACUUUUUCAUGUUAAGAUUUACAAGGCCAGUGGCAUGUAAAUCUCAUAUUUCACUAAUGUGCCAGUCUUACAAAUGGAAAGGGGGCUUCACUUUGGAAACGUGAGCAUUUCCCUGGUGCUCCUGCUGUUGCUGAAAGCGCUCAUCGGAUUCGGGACUUCGCAAGCUCAAGGCUCCGCCAUCGGGAGGGAGCCGCAGUCCGCCACCCGGGGCUCAGGUUCGACCUCGGGGGAAGAUGGUGCAAGAGUCAUGGAGCGGGGCUUGGAGAACGUUGGCCCCCCGGUUAUUGUAGCUGACGUUACCGUUGAGGAUGACGAUAACGGUUCGGCGGGGGAGACCGACGAAUCCUAUGGAGAAAGUAAAGGAAACGUCCAACCGACAAGGUCUCUUGUGAUCAUCAGUACCCUGGAUGGGCGGAUCUCGGCUCUGGAUCCUCACAACCAGGGCAGGAAGCAGUGGGACCUAGAUGUGGGCUCAGGGUGCCUGGUGUCGUCCAGCCUCAGCAAACCUGAGGUGUUUGGCAAUAAGAUGGUAAUCCCUUCACUGGACGGUGCCUUGUUCCAGUGGAACCGGGACAGGGAGACUAUGGAGGCAGUGCCUUUCAGUGUGGAGUCCCUGCUAGAUUCGUCUCACCGAAUUGGGGAGGACACUGUCCUGGUCGGGGGCAAAUCUCUUACUACCUAUGGUCUGGGGGCCUACAGUGGCAAGCUUCGGUACAUCUGCUCUGCGAUGGGCUGUCGCCGGGGAGACGAGGAGAUAGAGGCCGAAGAUGUGCUCCUGCUGCAGAGGACUCAGAAGACUGUGCGAGCCAUCAGGCCCCGAUCAGGGAUAGAGAAAUGGAACUUCAGCGUUGGAAACUUUGAGCUGAAGCUACUUCCUGAGACGCAGUCUGGAAUGAACUUCCUGGAGGGGGAAGUUGCCAAUGGCGACGCCUGGAGGGAGAGUCAGCGGGUCAUCACUGAUGAACCAAAAGAGAGGGGGCAGACGGAGAAGCAGCAGAGCCAGAAUCUGGACCUCGUCAUCAAAGUGUCUGUUCCAGAUUGGAAGAUCAUGGCUUUCAGCACCGAGCCUGAUGGACAGCUGAUCUGGGAACGACAUUUCUGCACGCCCAUCGCUUCGGCUUGGCUGGUGGGCGGGGGUAAAGUCACACCCAUCGCCCUGUUCGACGACAACGCCUACAGCAACCAGUCGGAAACGGAUGAGGAGGAUGACGACGACGAUUCGAAGAAGGCCAGAGGAGCUGAAGCGUCCAAUGUUUACCUUGGGAUGUUCCAGGGACAGCUCUACCUCCAGUCCUCAGUGAGGAUCAGUGAAAAGUUCCCCACCAAAGCCAUCGGAUCAGAAGAUGACAUCAUUCCACUACCCACAGUCAAGUGGAAGCCUCUAGUCCAUUCCCCAUCUCGGACGCCAGCCCUGGUCGGCUUGGAUGAAUUUGACAAGUGUUUGAAUAAUGACAAGUUCUCCCAUGACGAAUACAGCAACGGAGCCCUAUCCAUCCUUCAGUAUCCAUACGACAACGGCUACUACUUCCCCUACGGUAAGCGUUACCGGGAGAAACGCGACAGCGCCGUGAGCCUGAUAAAGGGAAAUGGGGCAGGAGCUGAGAGCCGCAGGAGAAAGGACCCUGUGCUGUUGCUGCCCUGGUGGAAGGAGAUCCUUGGCACCAUCGUCUUCUGCAUCGCCGCCACCACCUACAUCGUCCGCAAAUUCUUCCAUCCUCCCGCCCCGGUGGCCUAUGUGAGGCAACGUAAAGAGUCGGAGACACAGUGCCAGACAGACUGCAAGUUUGACCUUGAGGUUGUGGAAUCCAAAGAGCCGGUUGCCAUGGAGACCCGUUUCAGCGAAUAUGUGUCCAGGUACCUGACUGACUUUGAGCCAGUGCAGUGCCUUGGCCGCGGGGGGUUCGGUGUCGUCUUUGAAGCCCGCAACAAAGUGGACGACUGCAACUACGCCAUCAAAAGAAUCCGUCUGCCCAACAGAGAGCUGGCGCGUGAGAAGGUGAUGCGAGAGGUGAAGGCCCUGGCCAAGCUGGAGCAUCCGGGGAUCAUCCGCUACUUCAACGCCUGGCAGGAGAGCCCCCCCGAGGGCUGGCAGGAGGAGAUGGACCAGAGGUGGCUGAAAGACGCCAGUACCACAGACUGGCCAAUGAGCUUCCUGGACCACAUGGAGGCGCUGUCAGUCAAGGUUCCAGUGUCCAGCUCCGUGUCCCCGGCCUCUGGGCCCGGAGGAGACGUCCUGGAGGCCUCCGCCGACGCCCGCGCGCUGCUCUCCAGCAGUGCCGGUAGCGCUGUAGGUUUUGACGACGGAGACCUGUCCUUCCACCCGCUGCUGGGCCACGACAGCCUGAUGUCUGAGAGGGACAGUCAGGCGGACCCCGACGCCUCCGACACCCCCCACUCCUUCGAGCUGUGUCCUCCGCGCGGCCCCAGCGACUGCACCUCUUCUUCCUUUGACAUCGUGUUCGAGGACUCGGGCUGCGACCGAGACGCCGACGCGGACACGGCCUCAUCUUCUGGCGCUGCCAGUCCCAGCACACUGACGGAGAAGAACAGCUCGUCUUCCUCGCACACCAGACAUCAGGAGUCUGUCCCGCCCUCCUCUUCCUCUCCCCCCCGGCCGACCUCCCUCACCCUGGCUCUCCCCCCAACUCCUCCGACCCAGAGAGUCCAGCCCUCUCCCAAGGUGUACCUGUACAUCCAGAUGCAGCUCUGUCGGAAAGAGAACCUGAAGGACUGGAUGGCUCAGCGCUGCCUCCCGGAGCAGAGGGAGCACAACCAGUGUCUGGAUAUCUUCCUCCAGAUCGCAGAGGCCGUUGACUUCCUGCACAGCAAGGGGCUUAUGCACAGGGACCUCAAGCCCUCCAACAUAUUCUUCACCAUGGAUGACGUGGUGAAGGUGGGAGACUUCGGCCUGGUGACGGCCAUGGACCAGGAGGAGGACGAGGACGAGCCGAGCGUCCUGACGCCCGCCCCGCUGCUGACCCGCCACACGGGCCAGGUCGGCACCAAGCUCUACAUGAGCCCGGAGCAGCUCUCUGGGAACUCGUACUCUCACAAAGUGGACAUUUACUCUCUGGGUCUGAUCCUGUUUGAGCUGCUGUAUCCGUUCAGGACCCAGAUGGAGAGAGUGAGGACACUGACAGAGGUGAGAGCGCUGCGUAUCCCAGAGGUUUUCUCCAAAAACAACGUUCAGGAGCUGAGUAUGGUGCGCAGCAUGCUGUCGUGGAGCCCCAGCGAGCGUCCCGAGGCGGUUGAGAUCACAGGGACUCCCCUCUUCCAGGAGCUGGAGCUGCCUUGCCGACUGGCCGUGAGGCAGCGCUCCCGCACAUACAGCGCCUCGUCCAUGGGCCGCCCCUCACGCCAGACAUCCGCUACCUGAAAGUCCUACAACGCAAUAUGUAACCCCAAUCCCCCGGUUUCCCUUUCAUUGACCCGCCCCCGCCCCCCCCCCCUGCUGGUCUGCAGCCCAAGAGAAACACCUCAGCCCCCCAUCACACAGACUUUAAACGCCAAGUACGACAAAUGUGCAGGAGUUUAUCCCUGUGGCUUUAGAGCAGCAAGACAAAUUCCUGCACAGUUGCUCUCUUUGGCAAAUACACAUGCCGUUACAUAUUCGCACACCAUUAUGCUGCCCACGUUCCCAAUUUUAAUCACACUUACAAGUGGAUUCAUAUUUUAAAAGCAACAGCCGUUCUGUAAUGUUCACGACCAGUCUUGGCUCAAGUGGAACAAGCUAAUAAUUCUUAGUGGCUCUGUAUACCAGAUGGGCAGUGUGUACUGCAGUCAGUCAGCCCAGUGUAGAGUGAGCUAUUAUCCACAGAACAUUAUGACCAAUUGGUUUUUGAAAUGUUUUCCUGCGAUUGUCUGAAACAAGAAGCAUUCUCCUCACUCUGACACGGCAAACCGAGCGUUAUCUGGUACUCGGAGAUAAUUGACAUAUUAAGGACUAUUUUACAUAUGUUUUGAUUCCAGUCUGGUCACAACACGCUGCUUGCUCCCAACAUUCAGCCAGUGUUCACUCACCCACGCUACACCUCAGGUAUCAAGACCAAGAGGACACUCCAAAGGGGCCUUUGAUGCUUGAUCAUCCUAACUACUAGUGAUUAGUACUGAUCACUGGUACGAGCACUAACGGGUGUUCUGACACCCAAUAUGCCUGAUUUGGGAGACCAAAAAAGACCGUCUUUUUUUCCUAUGUGUUUUUUUUAAAUGAGAGAAGGUGAUGUAUUGCGUAGAGAAGAGUUAUGAAUCCGGAUCAGCUAUGAUUUGCCUUUAGAAAGGGGCCUACGGCCUCCUCUGAAUGAAUGCGGAGCUUCUGGCUCCUGUCUUUUUCUGCAUGUACCUGAUAGGAAAGUGAAGGGGCGAGUGUGAGUUUGUUAUCUUAAAGCCAGUACCUGGAAGCAGUUUUUUCUGUGUGUAAAUUUACACAAUGACUCUGAGGUGCUUCAAUUGUUUUCCAACACCCCCCUCUUCGCUCUGUGUAUAUAACGGAAGGGAGAAAAUCUGUUUAUAUCUUUUUUUUCUUUGUUAAUUCAGAAGAUAUGUUUGAUCAAUCCUGUACAUAUUGUAAGGCGCCAUUGCUUGUAAAUGGCUUUUUUUUCAAGAGGCGACUGUAAGAUAGUGUGAUAUACUGUGGGCGAGAGAAAGAGGAGACGAUCUCUGCCAUUAAUGGAUAGCUGAAUGUUCCAGUGUGACCUCCAGAGACAGAAUGAUGGUGGUCACCUCUUGCUCUAGCCGUUUGAAAUGAUUCUCAGUGUUUGUUUCCACAUGUGCGGGGUACCGAGUGGAAGGGGUUUACCCCGCUUUGAGCACCAGAGUAGAACCUGCAGGACCAGAGUGCCAUUUGAAAGUCAGUUAAGUGUACUUUAUCUGUAACCUGAUAACUCACCUCACAUUUUUAGGAAUUGUGCUACUGUGCUCCAACCCCGUCCAGCUGGUGUUCCCGGGGAAGCAUACUGAGGUCUGCAGCCCUCCCAUGAUGGGGACAAAUAGCAUUUAGUCAAGAAGAUGAUACUGUUUUAUCCCCUCUACAUUGUCUACUGGGGACCCGGACCUGAUGUUGGUCAUGUUUUAUGUACAUAAGAAGUGCUGCAGGAGUCAUGACCCGUUUGCAAUUUCACACACACAAACUGCUAAUUGUAAUGUGCUUUCAAUGAUUGUACUUUUCUAAGGAUCUUCUCUUCUCUUCCUUUUCUUAUUUAAUAAGGGCAGUUUUUGAUUAUUCUGCAGGUUUUUUUUUUUGAUUACUGUAAAGUCUUGACUUUGUCUGAUACAGGAAGUCAAACUGAUGUUCGUCCACUCAGCCCACUGCAGAUGAGUCACUCUUGUUGUAAAAUGAUCAGUUCUCUCUUCGGAGUUUAAAACCGACUGUACUCCCACCAUGAGAAGGGUGGACACUGGUUUAGUUCCAUAACGGCAUAUCCUCAAGUUAAGGAGGGGGGGGGGGGGUGAAAACUCGUGCUGCAAAUUCAGACAAAAGCUUUGUGACCGACAGUAUGUAGGUACUGUUACUUAAGUGUUGACAAUGUGACACCUUUUGUAGAACUAAUGUUUGAUAUUUCAAAGGAAUUCAAUAAUGGAUCCAGGAUAAAUCCUUCUCUCCCACAGAAUUAGCUAAAAGGAUUUUGUAUUUUUUUUUGUCAUCCAUUUCAGAGAAGUCAAAUUCUUAGGAAAUUGUGAUUUAAAGACUUGUUUGUGGAGGAUUUACAACAAGAAAAGAAGGAAACUUUCAAAACCUAAAUCACCUACAGUAAAUAGCUUUUCAGCUUUAUACCAUUAAGCAUUACAAAUCCACAUUAUUGACAAUAGAGUUUUAUCAGAGGCUGUAGAGAUGUUCUCCUUUUCACUCAACCCAAGAACAUGUGAUUAUAAUGUAGGUGUUUUCAUGCUUUGUUGAAUUGUGUUUCUCCUUCCACUCCUGCUGUCCAGGUAGCUUUUCCUGAUGACAUUUCAAUUGAACCCCGUCAAUCUCUAAUGCCUCUGUCUGGAUGUGUAGUUGCCUGUUUUUCUGCACAAAACCCCAUUCUCUGUCCAUUUUGAAUUGUAAAUAUGUUUAUUUGCUUUAUUUAUGUUUUGAUGCCGGGAUCAAUCCUUUUUGGGUUGGUGUUAUUAUGAAUGCACUUCAAGCGAUGGAGUGCGUUGGAAUAUGAUGACUUCUUACAAGUCUAAAUUUAAUAAACCGUUCUAUACCAUUUGUACA